CACGCAGCAGCAGCAGCAGCAGCAGCAGCAUCUUCUAAACCCACGGAGGACCCGCACCGAGGAAAGAGAAGUGUUGAAAUCUUAAAUUAAAUCGGUGUCAGAGGGAAAAUCUUAAAGGAAUUUCGACGAGACGCUCCAGAGUGUUGCAGCUGUGUCCAUCGGUCAACACAGGUGACAGUUUCCAGCAAUCACAUCCAAGCAGUUCACCCCGCAGACGCGUCCGGGUUAUUCGGGGUAAUUUCUACGUUACAUCGACCGAAUCAAGACGUUUUUUUAAUUUUAAAUUUUUUUUUAAAUUUUUUUUUUUUUUUUUUUUUGUAAAUAAAUCUCCCCACCACUGAAGACGCACCGGACCGAGAGUCUCUACAUUAAUUAAUUUAUUUCCGUGCAGGAGAAGACGAGGACGGAGCCUAUCUGAGUCUGCUCUGUGAUCGGAUGGGGAAUCAUACUCCAUCCAGCUGUGUGUGCUGUCUAAUGCAGUAGAGCAGCUGGAUUUUUUUUUUAUUUUUAAAUUUUGUUUUGUAGUAUUCCAACCCUACUGUCAUUUUCUCCAGUCAUGAAGUCCCACCUGGAGACCCGCUUGGAUUGAACAGCAAAAACAGUGGGACAUUUAUUUUUUAUUUUAUUUUUAAAAAUUUAUUAUUAUUAUUUUUUUUUAAUUUUGGGGGAGAAUCACUUUUUUUUUUUUCUUGCUUGACAUUUGCUGCUGCAAGAGGACAAGGAGGAGAAGGACGAAAUCUUAGGAACAACAACAACAACAACAACAAAAUAAACACCAUUGGGAAUCUGGCACCCCCCACCCCCCCCCCCCUCCCUCCCCUUGGAUCACAAAUUAACAGAGUAGAGAAACUUCAAUCAAAUUAUGCGGAUGAAAACAGACCGAUAGUGAUGGAACGCAACAGAACCAUGUCUGGGGAAGCACUUUGGAUCGCAUUUGCUGAGAAUCAUCACUGAUCUGGCAACCACGCUGAGGUCCGUCCCCCUUUCCAUCACCCCAGGGACCCUCCUUUCCCCUAGUGGACCACUAACCAACGAUCUCACCUUUUACUCUGCAGUCCUGGUGUUGAUCAAGUCUCCAACCAAGUUCCGUAGUCUUCCAUGGGCUGCUUGCGUUUGUUAUUGUUUUAAUCCCUCUCUUAUAUGUUACCCUCUAGACUAUUGGUUAUAAUCCACAUUCUAUAAAUAGACAAAAGUGGUUGGCUGUGCAACAUGAACCCAACCAUGUACCCUCUGCCACUUGCUCUAAGUAAACACAGUAGGCGGGGUUUGUUGUCAAGGACACGUCCCGUUUCUGUCAUGACAGACUGGUGUGUGAUGGUUGGCCUGGGUCUCACCCUUCUUUUCACCCUGGCUUCAAGCCAGAAGAUGGACCCGUCCAAACACCCCAUAGUGACCACCAACUACGGCAAGCUCCGAGGCAUCAAGAAGGAUUUGAAUAAUGAGAUCCUGGGCCCAGUGGAGCAGUACCUAGGUGUACCAUAUGCUACUGCGCCAAUCGGCGAUCGUCGUUUCCAGCCACCUGAAGCGCCGGGAUCCUGGCAGGAGAUCCGCAACGCGACCCAGUUCGCCCCCGUGUGCCCCCAGAAUGUCCACGGUGUGCUGCCUGAGAUCAUGCUCCCUGUGUGGUUUACAGACAACCUGGACGUGGCGGCAGGUUACAUCCAGAACCAGAGCGAGGACUGCCUCUACCUCAAUGUCUACGUGCCAACAGAGGAUGGUCCGCUCACAAAAAAACAUGAUGAAUCUUCAAUGAACAAGCCUCGAGACGAAGAUAUUCGUGACCGCAGGAAGAAGCCAGUGAUGCUGUUCAUUCACGGAGGCUCCUACAUGGAAGGCACCGGGAACAUGUUUGACGCCAGCGUCCUUGCCGCCUAUGGCAAUGUCAUUGUGGUGACCAUGAACUAUCGCCUUGGCGUGCUUGGUUUCCUCAGUACUGGUGACCAGUCAGCCAAGGGAAACUAUGGCCUGUUGGACCAGAUUCAGGCCCUGCGCUGGCUCAAUGAGAACAUAGGCCACUUCGGCGGAGACCCAGAGAGGAUCACCAUUUUCGGGUCUGGAGCCGGUGCCUCAUGCGUAAACCUCCUCAUCCUCUCCCACCACUCAGAAGGUUUGUUCCAAAGGGCCAUAGCGCAGAGUGGAACGGCCAUCUCUAGCUGGUCCGUCAACUACCAGCCUCUUAAAUACACCAAGAUCCUGGCCAAAAAGGUGGGCUGCACCUACACCGAAACAGCUGAUCUGGUUGACUGCCUAAGGCGCAAAAACUUCAGGGAGCUUGUGGACCAGGAUAUACAACCAGCCCGCUACCAUAUUGCUUUUGGCCCUGUGGUGGAUGGAGACGUGGUCCCCGACGAUCCUGAGAUCCUCAUGCAGCAGGGGGAGUUCCUCAACUAUGACAUCCUAAUAGGAGUGAACCAAGGAGAGGGGCUGAAGUUUGUGGAUGACAGCGAAGACAACGACGGCAUCUCAGCCGCAGCGUUCGACUACACCAUCUCUAACUUUGUCGAUAACCUGUACGGAUACCCUGAGGGUAAAGACAUCCUAAGGGAGACCAUUAAGUUCAUGUACACAGACUGGGCAGACAGGGACAAUGGUGACAUGAGGAGGAAAACCCUGUUAGCUCUGUUCACAGAUCACCAGUGGGUGGCACCUGCUGUCGCCACUGCCAAACUGCAUGCUGAGUUCCAGUCGCCAGUUUACUUUUACACCUUCUAUCAUCACUGCCAGACUGAGACGCGUCCUGAAUGGGCUGAUGCUGCCCAUGGAGAUGAGAUACCAUAUGUGUUUGGUGUGCCCAUGAUUGGUGCCACAGACUUGUUUCCCUGCAACUUUUCUAAGAACGAUGUGAUGCUGAGCGCUGUGGUCAUGACUUACUGGACCAACUUUGCAAAGACGGGGGACCCUAACCUUCCAGUUCCUCAAGAUACCAAGUUCAUUCACACCAAGCCCAACCGUUUUGAAGAGGUCAUCUGGACAAAGUUUAACUCUAAAGACAAGCAGUAUCUCCACAUCGGUUUGAAACCUCGUGUUCGAGAUAACUACAGGGCCAACAAGGUGGCCUUCUGGCUGGAACUGGUCCCCCACCUCCACAGUCUGCAUGAGGAGCUUUUUCCCACCACCACUCGUUCACCUCCAGGUCCUGGUCCUGGUUCCGGCCCCCACAGACCGUGGCCCAGGACGCCAGGUCCACGUACCACUCGUCACCCUUACCCUACCUUCCCAUCUGACCCAGAACCUGAGGGAUCUGAUCGUCCACCCCAGGACCUCUUUCCUGGAGACACCAGGGACUACUCCACAGAGCUUAGUGUGACAGUGGCUGUGGGAGCAUCACUCCUCUUCCUCAACAUCCUCGCCUUUGCAGCCCUUUACUACAAGCGUGACAAGCGUCACGAAAUGCGACGCCACCGGCUGUCUCCUCAGCGGGGUGGUCCUGCCAAUGACCUUGCACACAGCCAGGAGGAGGAGAUUAUGUCUCUGCAGAUGAAGCACUCGGAGCAUGAUGCUCACCAUGACAUGGAGCCCCUCAGACCCCACGACAUUCUGCGGCCUGCCUGUCCACCUGACUACACGCUAGCACUGCGCCGUGCUCCAGACGACGUGCCGUUGAUGACACCUAACACCAUCACCAUGAUCCCCAGUACCAUCACCAGCAUGCAGCCUCUCCAUGCCUUCAACACCUUUCCCUCCACUGGCCACAACAACACCCUGCCCCACCCCCACUCCACCACCAGGGUAUAGUAGGGACUGGCCCAAAUACAGCACCACCUAAGGACCAGGAAACCUGGUUGUACUACAGAUCUAGACUGGGAGAGUUCUGGAUCCAGGCGUCUGUUCUGUUCUCUUUCCCUCUUGUUUCUCGAAAAACAGUUCACCUCCUUCAUAAUACGCUGUCAAACUUAACAGCUCCCUCCACUGGUGGCGUGUGGAGAAGCAACUGAACUGUGAGGCAGCAGAAGACCAUUUAGGGGGGCGAUUUAGAUCUUUAAAAGAUAAUAUUUUCAAAGGUCUACAGUUUUCAGACUGAAGCCCUCUGACAUCUAUUGAAGGGACGAAUGCUUUUUGCCCCUCACUGUUUUCCUUUUUUACUUUGAUGUCAUCUCUUUUCUCUCCUUGGUGUCUUACGUGCAUCAUCCUCUUUCCUACAUCUGUGUCUUAUUCUAGCUCUGUUCUUCUCAUUCAACAUGUGACCCCUUCCCGUUCUCCAGUGCUCCUUUGCUCUAAGGGAUUGUCCUGAGUUGAUACAGGGGGCAUAGAGUACAUUCAGUAAGCAUAUAGCUAUGAAAACAUGGAUAUCUGAUUCUGUCAUUCUACCAGCAUUCUUGGUGCCAAGUGUGUACUAAUUUGCUUUCUCAUCGGGGGAGAAAAAAAACUAAAGAAAAUUCUGAAUUAUUCCUAUUAUUCCAACUAACAGAUGCUGUGUGUUCUCAUGACAAAGUGCCAAACUGGGCCUCGAUUGUGUUUCUUUCUUUCAUCUCCUAUUUCUUUAUUUUUCAAGCAUUUGUUGAACUGUUGUUUUUUGUGGAAAGAAUUUUUGCUGAAAAUAUAGAUAUAGAGAAAUGAUAUUAUAUAUAGUUAUAUAUAAAUGUGUACAAAGAAGAAAGUAUAUAAAUGGGUUUUCUCAGUGGGGAUCUAUGCAUGAAUUAUUUUUAAAGAUGAUGCUGGGGGAAAGGACACUGUAUCUGUCAAUGCACGUUUCCCAAAUCUAAUCAAAUCAUAACAGCCCACUUUGCAUAUUUUUGUCUUCGUUUUACCUCACAGAACCAAAACAUCACAGACAAUGCCGAAGGAGCCCAACAAAUUCUGUUCACCUCCCAAAACCCAUUAAAAACAUUUCCACCAACUGCAAAAGAUUUUAUGGUCAAAGCAACAACUGUGAACAUAAUUCCAGACUCCUACUUUUCUUCAUGAUAGUAUUUAAAAGUUAUUACUCCAACCGGGUGACGCAGCACACCCAAAGAGAGCCAAUCAUCCUAGAAACCGCGACAAAGAAAGGAUAAUUUUUUUUAGAGUUCCUGAGCUACCAAAUUUAUCAUUGCAGCUUGCCUGCACAGAAUUAUUUUUGUAUUACAGUGAGGCUGAGACACAAAGAAAGAUAGGAAGCCUCUGCUCUUUCACACUCACCCUCCUUCUCCUGUCUGCACCCCUGUUUCCUACACAUCCAUAUUCUGUUUGAUGUGUGCCUCCAAGAGAAAGACUGUGUGUGUUUGUGUGUGUGUGUCUAUGUGAUAUCAAACCUGCAUUUAUAUGGGCAUGGGUUGGCCCUAAUUAGACAGCAAAGAGAUAGAGAGGCAGAUAGGCGGGGUUACCCUCAUGGUUAAAACUCUGACUCUGAAAUGAGCUGGAUCCUGCUGCGUACACAAACACCCACUCUUCAUUAACAUCGCAUACACCCUCCUGUCUCUCUGUUACUACACUUGCUUUGAAUUUGAGACUGACGCCCAUAUUACAAUGACCACCCAUCACACCCUCCACUGCCACCAAAUCACCUGAGUUCACUGUGUCAGCGCCAGUCUACACCAUUUCUGACCUCAGUUCAGCUCUGCUAUUAUCCUCACAUUUAAGGGUUAGUUCACUAAGUGGGUGACUUGUUGUGAGCUCAUGUAGUUGUAAAUGAACCUCUAAGCACACUGAGGGUGACCAGCAGGCCUUUAUGGCCAUGCUGCACAGAGCUGAUAGAUGAAAAAAGGGGACUCACAUCUCCUAAACAGGGUAUUAACACAGCUGACAUGAGCUGAUUGUUUCUGCUCGUUCUUUUGCGUAAGAGUGUGCAGGCCUACAGCUCAACAACACCCCCCUCUCGCCAAUUCUUUGAUAAGAUCUCAGAUGUGGAUCCUGGUUAAAGCAGUAUGUACUUUUGUGCUGUUUGAACCCACAGGAACACCUGCUCGCCUACAUCCAGUACGGAGGAAGUUAGUCACCGGUGCUGUCUUUGCUUGUGCUUUAGCUUUAGCCUGUUAGUUUGUUUUCUUUUUUUUUAAUUAUUAUUAUUAUUACUUCCUGAAAGGAUGGUGGGGAAGGGCUAGAAGGGGGGGGGGAUUAACCUGGCUGGAGAUUUUGUACUCCCACUGAAAGGGAAAUGUGCACAAUGUAAAAUAAAAAUCAGCUGUCAUGAGUGUGCCGCAAGUGGAUAAAUGACCUGGGACAGAUGAUGGACAGCAGAACACGCUGUGGAAUCAGGAAGAGAUCGAGCAAAGACUCACAGCCUUAAAUGUAGAAAUCAGAUCAAAUGAUGUGAAAACUGGUCACUAACAAACAAGGACAUUUAAAGGCAUGGCCAUCUUUCUAUCCACAAUGUCUGCCAGGAGUAUACCUUGCCAAUCUGUCCUAUGGAAGAUCUGAUGUUUGAUCAGAUCCAUAUGAACCCUUUUGUACUCACACUUGUGGAUAAGGAGGCAGUGAGGGGCUACAGCUACAAUGACACCACUGGAGGUGAAAACAGCAACAAGGUAUUUAGUUUGCUCUGUUCUUUUUCCUUGUCCAUUUUAUAAGCUAACACUGGAGGGCGCCAUUGUGACAGAGUUACUGCAGUGUGCCCACUCUGUGAAAUCUGGAUGUGUGAAGAAAAAUACCAAACUGGGUGGCAGGAAAGAGACAGACACACACCAUCUGGAAGAGGACGAAAACUGUACAUUUUUAAGUGUAAGAAUCAAACAGACAAAAUAUUUGUAAAUAUUAAGUUUCUUGUUUGUUUUUGUUUUUUCUUUUUUGAGUGAAUGAAUGAAAUGCUUAUUUUGUGACAAAAAAGACAACAGGUGCAGUUUGCAAAAACAUGACCUCCAGCUUGAUGUUUCAGUUACAUUGUUGAGUUCAAAAUGUUCAUGAAGUUAAGAAAUUACUUUUUUCUUUACUUCGAUCUGUUCUCACGUUGCCCAUUUAAGAUGGGCUUACUGUAGCAUCACGAUUCCUAACCAGGAAACAGUCACUGUAGCAGAAUGUGAUUGACAUCGAAGCUCCCACAUGACAAAGGGCACCUGAUGCUGUAGUUUGCAUUUGGUGCCUUCUAAUGGAUAGAACAUCUACAUCCUGAAGAGUAAAAGUGAAGUCAGUGGUUUCAUUGCUUUUUAUUUUUGAGGAUGCAUUAAGGAGAAUGUGACAUUUAGUUUUGUUUUACUUUGUUGCAGCUUUUGGAAACUUACUUUUAGAAUAUGUCUUGGGAUUUCAGUAUACUCGAUGAAUCUUGAAAUGCACGAUCUGUGUGACUUCAAAGUGUUUCUGGAAACAUCAGAGCCUAUAUGAGCAGCGUAAGAUGCUCGCUUUUCAUUUCACUAAUUAACUAGUGAAGAUGAUGAUGAUAAAGUACAGAUUAACAGUCAGGAGACACUAAAAGCAAGUGCAGGCAAAGAAAUGUUAGCUCACUUCACAUGUAGCAGUGUUUACAUGUAGCCACUUAGUCAUAUGUGGGACAGACAUGAGGGCUUUUUGAUACCAUAAGAUGCCUCAUAUCUUUAUACAAUACUGAGAUCACACAGGUGGUCUGACCUUUCCUUCCUCACACUGUGUUGCAUUGUACUUAUGGAGGUUGUGUUGCCCUUAAAAGUAAUGUGAUGUAGCAGAGAAGAUGCUCAGCUAGAAGAUGGGGGAGUUAAGUGCAUCUAAAAAGUCAAGUAAGCUUUCAGAUUUUAGGCUGGGGAUAUGAUGGAACUAACAUAAAAUACAACUUUGCCUUGUCUGUUUUAACCCAGUGAAGCCUCGUGGUUCAUGAAUCUGGGGCUAGAUUUUGGAUGAUCCACAUUUCAGUGCAUCUGAAAAACAGCCUUUUAAGGAAAACAAGAUGACUUUGCUUCAUGCACAUUUAGAAAUGUUCUGUCUGUUUAAUGGUGCGUUGAAGCACAUAGAAAAUGCCCUGCAUUGGCAAACAUACACUCAGACACCCAUUCACAUACACACGACAAACUUUAAGCUCGGUGUCGUUGCAAAGUUGCACCUGUUGUCUUGUUUUUACAUUCUUUGUUGAAUUCAGAAACCCAAGACUUGAGAUGAAGAAAAAUGUUAAACAAAUAAAGUUUUAAAAAAGAUGAUUAUUAAAAAAAAGUCAAGUAAAACUAUAUAAAUAAAUGAGGUGAUGAUAUUUCUGUUUACUUUAGAAGUUAUUAUACACUGUAUGCUGUGAUUCUGAUCUGGGAAACAUUAAAGACAUUCAUAGCCA
Sphaeramia orbicularis (orbiculate cardinalfish) is the source of this 8143-nucleotide messenger RNA. It is a transcript of the gene nlgn2a, whose product is annotated as neuroligin 2a. The coding region runs from base 1210 to 3735 and encodes 841 amino acids. Gene Ontology annotation, cellular component: membrane. Gene Ontology annotation, molecular function: neurexin family protein binding. The record is from RefSeq and is a predicted model, not a curated record. NCBI's taxonomy places the organism in Eukaryota, Metazoa, Chordata, Actinopteri, Kurtiformes, Apogonidae. The transcript has 9 exons.